AAAUAAAUUGAAAAAAUAAAAAUGAAGUGUGUAUCUAAUAAGUUUUGGGUGUUAUACAACAUGGUGAAGACGUGCAUUAUCAUCCUUUCCUCGGCGGCGUUUCCAGGCGAUGAACCGAUACAUACAUAAACGGUGAAUGCUAUUCAACAACCAACCAUAAUGAAAAUAGACACACCAACUUAUUAGUAUCAAUUAACAACAUUUUCAUUUUCAUUAUAAGAAAAACAAGAAAAAGAAGAUUCAGAAAUAAGCAUCAUGUAUGGUAAAGUGGUUCUGACAUUCAUAUUCGUCUUCCUUCUCCUAAUUUCCUACUCAAUUUUCAUCGGCACUCUCGACAUUCGAUCUUAUUUCUUCCAAUCACCAGUUUUCCAACCCGUAACAUGUAAACCCGACCCGCCUAUUCGUCUCUACAUGUACGAUCUCCCUCCUCGUUUCAAUGUCCAAAUGAUUAACCGUCGGAUUCAAUCUCAAUCUCCUGUUACCGCCAAAGACUUUCCGCGGUGGCCGGAUAAUUGGGGACUUAAGAAGCAACAUAGCGUUGAGUAUUGGAUGAUGGGAUCGCUUAUACAUGAAGAUGAUGAUGAUGAUGGUGAGUCUAGAGAAGCUAUCAGGGUUUUGGAUCCGGAAUUGGCGGAUGCUUUUUUUGUUCCGUUUUUUUCUUCCUUGAGUUUUAAUACGCAUGGCCAUACUAUGACGGAUCCUGCUACUGAGAUUGAUCGCCAAUUGCAGGUUGAUCUGAUGGAAUUAUUGAAGAAAUCCAAAUAUUGGGAGAGGUCUAAAGGCAGAGACCACAUAUUACCUAUGACACACCCCAAUGCCUUUAGGUUCCUACGAAAUCAAGUGAACGAUACUAUUCAAGUUGUCGUGGAUUUUGGCCGGUACCCCAAGGGCAUGUCUAAUUUGAACAAAGAUGUGGUGUCCCCGUAUGUGCAUGUUGUGGAUUCUUUUACUGAUGAUGAAUCUCAAGAUCCGUAUGAGGCUCGUUCUACACUGCUUUUCUUUCGAGGGAGGACUUACAGGAAGGAUGAAGGCAUUGUCCGUGCUAAACUGGCAAAGAUAUUGACUAAUUAUAGUGACGUUCACUAUGAGCGAAGUGUUGCAACCGAAGAAAACAUAAAAGCGUCAUCUAAAGGGAUGCGUUCAUCAAAGUUCUGUUUGGAUCCAGCAGGAGACACACCAUCAUCUUGUCGCCUUUUUGAUGCCAUCGCGAGUCACUGUGUUCCAGUCAUUGUGAGUGACCAAAUUGAACUCCCCUUUGAGGAUGAGAUUGAUUACUCCCAGUUCACGUUAUUCUUCUCUUUCAAAGAGGCACUACAGCCUGACUACAUGAUCGACCAGCUUCGUAAAUUUCCAAAGCAGAAUUGGACUGAAAUGUGGAGGCAGCUUAAAAGCAUCUCCCAUCAUUAUGAAUUCCAUUACCCUCCAAAAAGAGAGGAUGCUGUUAAUAUGCUAUGGAGACAGGUCAAACACAAGCUUCCAUCGGUCAGACUCUCUAUUCAUAGAAACCGAAGGUUAAAAAUCUCAGAUUGGUGGCGGAAGAGAUGAUGAUUUUUGGAACUUUCGGUAUUGAUCUUGUACAUUCACCUUCUUCAGUUUCUGUGAGUAUCAUCCCUGAAAGGGAACAGAAGAAUAUCAUUGCCACGUCUUCUUAUCUCGGCAUUUUAAAAUAGAAUGUUGCAUAGAAGUUUUAAUCCGCGGUUUGUUUUGGUGAUUUAUGCCAGAGCUCACUUGGGAAAGUGAUUUUCUCUUGGUUAUUUUUGGUAAAACAUGGACUUUCUAGUUGGCAAAUGAAGAUAUGCUCUCGGGAUCGGGAAGAUAUUAUAGGAGAAAAGAAAGGAGUUUUGAUUUUCACUGUCAUUCACCAUUUCACUCAAUUUAAUUUGUACACCUCCGUUAAUGCUAUUGAAGUAAAGUUAAUCACAAUAUUCAUUUGAAUUCAUUCAUUAACAUUCACAUUCAAGGAGUUUAAUUUACAGUUUUUAUAAUCCAUUUUCUAUUUGA
Messenger RNA from Trifolium pratense (red clover), 2001 nucleotides. RefSeq names its product probable arabinosyltransferase ARAD1. Lineage: Eukaryota; Viridiplantae; Streptophyta; Magnoliopsida; Fabales; Fabaceae. Gene Ontology annotation, molecular function: glycosyltransferase activity. The record is from RefSeq and is a predicted model, not a curated record. The coding region runs from base 256 to 1545 and encodes 429 amino acids. The transcript is spliced from 4 exons.